This is a messenger RNA of Spodoptera litura, 349 nucleotides long. Lineage: Eukaryota; Metazoa; Arthropoda; Insecta; Lepidoptera; Noctuidae. The record is from RefSeq and is a predicted model, not a curated record.
AUUACCUUUGAGUCGAACGCACAAGUCUCCUGAAAUGUAUAAGCUGUUAAAUAUUAUUUUAAUAUUUCUGUUCAUCGUCGCUGACUGCAGUGCAGAAUUGGAUCCGAAAUGUCUUUUACCGUCGGACCCUGGGCUGUGCCUUGCUUUAGUGCCUAUGUACACGUACAACAGUGCGAUGAAAAUUUGUGAACCUUUCGCGUAUGGAGGUUGUCAGGGAAACGAGAACCGAUUCGCGAGUUUGGAGAAAUGUCAAGCGGCGUGCCACUGAAAUUGCUGGAAAAUAUCAUAAUAUAACUUGAAAUUAUUGCAAUAAAUUGUUUGAUAAGAUUUUAAUGAGUCUUUAGUUUAU